Knipowitschia caucasica is the source of this 558-nucleotide messenger RNA. The record is from the annotation of a GenBank genome assembly. Lineage: Eukaryota; Metazoa; Chordata; Actinopteri; Gobiiformes; Gobiidae.
AUGAUUAAACUUUUCUCCCUCAAACAGCAGAAAAAGGACGAAGAAUCCGCCGGAGCGAACAGGAGCGGCAGUGGGGGCAAGAAGGCCAGUGCUGCCCAGCUCAGGGUGCAGAAAGAUAUAAAUGAGUUAAAUUUGCCGAAAACGUGUGAGAUCAACUUUCCCGAUGAUGAUGACCUGCUCAACUUCAGACUCAUCAUCUGCCCUGAUGAGGGUUUUUACAAAGGAGGGAAGUUUGUGUUCAGUUUUAAGGUCGGACAGGGAUACCCCCACGACCCUCCCAAGGUGAAGUGUGAGACCAUGGUCUACCACCCCAACAUCGACAUGGAAGGAAACGUGUGCCUCAACAUCCUGCGAGAGGACUGGAAACCUGUGCUCACGAUAAACUCCAUCAUCUACGGCCUUCAGUACCUUUUCCUCGAGCCUAACCCUGAAGACCCGCUGAACAAAGAGGCCGCAGAAGUGCUGCAGACGAAUCGUCGUUUGUUUGAGCAGAACGUUCACCGCUCCAUGAGAGGAGGCUACAUUGGCGCCACCUAUUUCGAACGCUGUCUGAAGUGA